AUGUCGGAGAAAGGAGGAAAAGGGUUCAAAUCUUCUCUCAAGUCCACUCCUUCCAAAUAUGGAUCCGGCAAGGAUGAUAACUCAACCAAGUCCAAGAAGCCAAAGAAAGUCCAGUUUGAUUCUCUAGGCACAAAGGAAUCUGGUUACAAGAUUAUCCAAGACUCUGAUGACCAGUUUCAAGGGUCUGCUAAAGGUGGGAAAGGAAGCAAGCCUAAGAAAACUACUCUGCCCAAAGAACCUCAGCCGCCUGAGUUCAAGGCUGAAAAGGAGCUUCCAGAGAAUGCAAAGUUCUUGAUGGACUGUGAGGCUUUUCAGAUUCUAGAAGGCAUCAAGGCGCAUAUAGCUGUGUUAUCUGAUGAUCCUAGCAUAAAGACUCCUGUAUCUUUCGACGGAGGAGUGGAGUAUGUGAAAUAUGGCAGCUGCUACACGAACCCUCAGUCUGUGAGACAGAUACUUGAACCUCUGAAAAAGCAUGGUGUCACUGAAGACGAGCUGUGUAUGAUUGCAAAUGCCUGCCCCGAAAGUACUGAUGAAGUUUUUGCCUUUCUUCCAUCGAUGAAGGGGAGAAAAGACAAGAUCAUUCAGCCGUUAGAAGAGGCAGUGGCGAAGUUAUCCAAGCUCGAAAGAUCUGCUUAA
Messenger RNA from Thlaspi arvense, 636 nucleotides. NCBI's taxonomy places the organism in Eukaryota, Viridiplantae, Streptophyta, Magnoliopsida, Brassicales, Brassicaceae. The record is from the annotation of a GenBank genome assembly.